Loxodonta africana (African savanna elephant) is the source of this 6310-nucleotide messenger RNA. It is a transcript of the gene ADAM11, whose product is annotated as ADAM metallopeptidase domain 11. Gene Ontology annotation, molecular function: metalloendopeptidase activity. The transcript has 24 exons. NCBI's taxonomy places the organism in Eukaryota, Metazoa, Chordata, Mammalia, Proboscidea, Elephantidae. Gene Ontology annotation, biological process: proteolysis. The record is from RefSeq and is a predicted model, not a curated record. The coding region runs from base 184 to 2646 and encodes 820 amino acids.
UCUCUGCCGCCGGCCAGCAGACUCUGCAGGUCUCUGCGGGUUUGGGGGGGCAGUCGUGACGGUUGGGCAGGAGUGAAGCUCUUAGCCCCCUCCCCAUCGGGUUCUUCCCUCCUCUGGGCGGCCAGCCCCCACCAGGACCCCCCAGGGCUCCAGGGGCUCCAGGGCUCCACACCAGCAUGCGGGAUGGGGUCUGCCCACCCUAUUCCCAAGUCUUCUGCCCCAAGGUGGGCAUCCGCCUGCAGCUGUGGCCUUGUCUCCCCAGGUCUUGAGGCCCGGGGUCCUGCCGGAGCUCUGCGCUGGGGGAGCUCACCCCAGGUGGGGGAUCAGGAAGCCCCCGAGGUCAUGGAGCCCAGCCGUCUUGUGGGGGAGAGCUCCGGGGGAGAGGUCCGAAAGCAGCAGCUAGACACCAGGGUCCGCCAGGAGCCGCCAGGGGGCCCGCCUGUUCACCUGGCUCAGGUGAGUUUCGUCAUCCCAGCCUUCAACUCAAACUUCACCCUGGACCUGGAGCUGAACCAUCACCUCCUCUCCUCGCAAUAUGUGGAGCGUCAUUUCAGCCGUGAGGGGACAACCCAGCACAGCACUGGUGCCGGAGACCACUGCUACUACCAGGGGAAGCUUCGGGGAAACCCGCACUCCUUUGCCGCCCUUGCCACCUGCCAGGGCCUGCAUGGGGUCUUCUCUGAUGGGAACUUCACUUACAUUGUGGAGCCCCGUGAGAUGGCUGGGCCACGGGAAGCCCGCCAGGGACCCUUUCCCCACCUCAUUUACCGGACCCCUCUUCUCCCAGCCCCCCUCGGAUGCAGGGAGCCAGGCUGCCUGUUUGCUGCCCCUGCCCAUGUUGCUCCCCUGAACCAGCAGAAGCUGAGGAGGAAAAGGCAGGUCCGCCGGGGCCACCCGACUGUGCACAGUGAGACCAAGUAUGUGGAGCUGAUUGUGAUCAAUGACCACCAGCUGUUUGAACAGAUGCGACAGUCGGUGGUCCUCACCAGCAACUUUGCCAAGUCUGUGGUGAACCUGGCUGAUGUGAUAUACAAGGAACAGCUCAACACCCGCAUUGUGCUCGUCGCUAUGGAAACAUGGGCAGAUGGGGACAAAAUCCAGGUGCAAGAUGACCUCUUGGAGACCCUGGCCCGGCUCAUGGUCUAUAGGCGGGAGGGCCUGCCUGAGCCCAGCGAUGCCACUCACCUCUUCUCGGGCAAGACUUUCCAGAGCACCAGCAGCGGGGCUGCCUACAUGGGGGGCAUUUGCUCCAUGGCCCGGGGUGGGGGUGUGAACGAGGUGAGCAGUGUGGGGGCACAGCUCGGGUGGGAAACUGAAGGGAGGGGGGCUGUGAAGGGCAUGAGCCCUGUGAUGUUGGAGGGUGUAGACAUCUUUGUGCCCCAUCUUCCUCACCCCCAGUUCGGCAACGUGGGGGCCAUGGCGGUGACCCUGGCCCAGACGCUGGGGCAGAACCUGGGGAUGAUGUGGAACAAACACCGGAGCUCUGCAGGGGACUGCAAGUGCCCCGACAUCUGGCUGGGUUGCAUCAUGGAGGACACUGGGUUCUAUCUGCCCCGCAAGUUCUCGCGCUGCAGCAUCGACGAGUACAACCAGUUUCUGCAGGAGGGCGGUGGGAGCUGCCUCUUCAACAAGCCCCUCAAGCUCCUGGACCCCCCUGAAUGCGGGAACGGCUUCGUGGAAGCGGGGGAGGAGUGUGACUGCGGCUCCCUGCAGGAGUGCAGCCGCACGGGCGGGAACUGCUGCAAGAAAUGCACCCUGACGCACGACGCCAUGUGCAGCGACGGGCUCUGCUGUCGCCGCUGCAAGUACGAGCCGCGGGGCGUGUCCUGCCGAGAGGCCGUGAACGAGUGUGACAUCGCGGAGACCUGUACCGGGGACUCGAGCCAGUGUCCCCCUAAUCUGCACAAGCUGGAUGGUUACUACUGUGAUCAUGAACAGGGUCGCUGCUAUGGCGGUCGAUGCAAAACUCGAGACCGGCAAUGCCAGGCUCUCUGGGGCCAUGCGGCUGCUGAUCGCUUCUGCUAUGAGAAGCUGAAUGUGGAGGGGACGGAGCGUGGGAACUGUGGGCGCAAGGGGUCAGGCUGGGUCCAGUGCAAUAAACAGGACGUGCUCUGUGGCUUUCUCCUCUGCGUCAACAUCUCUGGGGUCCCUCGUCUCGGGGACCUGGGGGGAGACAUCAGCAGUGUCACCUUCUACCACCAGGGCAAGGAGCUGGACUGCAGGGGAGGCCAUGUGCAGCUGGCUGAUGGCUCAGACCUGAGCUAUGUGGAGGAUGGCACAGCCUGUGGACCCAACAUGCUGUGCCUGGACCAUCGCUGCCUGCCAGCCUCUGCCUUCAACUUCAGCACCUGUCCGGGCAGUGGGGAGCGUCAGAUCUGCUCCCAUCAUGGGGUCUGCAGCAAUGAAGGGAAGUGCAUCUGUCAGCCAGACUGGACAGGCAAAGACUGCAGUAUCCACAACCCCCUGCCCACAUCCCCACCCACGGGAGAGACAGAGAGAUACAAGGGUCCCAGCGGCACCAACAUCAUCAUUGGCUCCAUCGCCGGGGCAGUCCUGGUUGCAGCCAUCGUCCUGGGCGGCACGGGCUGGGGAUUUAAGAACAUCCGCCGAGGAAGGUACGACCCUACCCAGCAGGGGGCAGUGUGACACCGGCCACCUCAUUCCUCCUGCUGUCUCGUCUCCUCCAUCUCAUUUGCCUCGCAUUCUGUUGUUGGGGAGUUUCAUUCUGGUGUUGGGGUGCUGGGGCUGAUUCUCCCACCCCUGCUGGCAGCCCUGUCACUAUGAGGGUGGGAGAAGCCCAUACUGGGAAGCAAGUCCCCAGCCUAUCCUGCCCCCUGUCUCACCUACCCAUCCUCUCAGGCCUUGGGCCACCUCCUGCUGCCCCUCCUGUGGCCACACCACCCCUGACCAGGUGGGUCCUGGAGCUGUGCCCCUCACAGCCCCUGGCCCCUGGGAAGGGAGCCUCUGUGUCACAUCUGUUUUGUCUACCAUGUCACCACUGUCUGACCCUGCCUGGCCAGCCUGUCACUUACCUCCUCCAGGGCCUAGCACUGACCUCCCAGGCCCGGCUAGAGGGCUUGCCCUCUGGGCUCUGGCUCAUAUCCUCCCCUGAUGCCCCGUCUCCAUUCCAGAUCCGGAGGGGCCUAAGUGCCACCCCCUGCCCUCCAAGCCUGGUGCCCACUGACUCAGCCCUGAACCAUGAGGCUGCCCCUGCCCAGCCACAGAAGGAGGCACCAUGCCAAUGUCUUCCAGCCCCAAGCCCUUCAACUCCUGGCCCCAGUAGGGCUUUGGGGGGAAUGGCCCUGCCCUUUGCACCACCAGGGUGGACUGGGCCUGGAGGGCAUUUCCCUCUUGGUUCCCCACCUCACCUCAUGCAGCUUUGGCCUUGCACACCAACCCCCCUCUGUAUGAAUGUAGCUUCCAUCACCACAAACUGCCACAGCUCAAGUAGGGGCCUGGCGGGAUGCCCCGGCAGGGGCAGCAGCCACCAGCAGAUAUGGCCUCGGAUGGCCCCUCCUCAAAACCAGGCAACGGGGACCAGGGUCUUAGCUUUCUGGGACCCGGUGGGAGGGGGCUGACAUCUACAUUUUUUUUUAACUGAAUCUUAAAUGAUGAAUGUAACCUUGGGGUGCUGGGGCCAGGGCAUUCCAUUUGUGGGGGGUGUUUUGAUGGUUGCCGGAGGGCCUGGGAGAACUGAGAUGUGGCCAUCCCCUGGGAUGAUCCCACCAGAAGUCCUCUCAAUGCACACAGCCAUGCUCAGGCCCAGUGGUGCUGGGCCUCACCGCUCAUCCCCCCAGCCCAGCCCCUCUGGGUUCUGAGAGAAGUCUGAGUGCUGAAUUCAAACCAAAGCUGCCUGUUCUGUGCCCAAGGCCUAGAUUAUGGGUACGGCGACCACAAAUCCCAGAUUCUCUUCAAUUCCAAAACCAUUGUCCUGCUGUCUCUGCCAGGACGUACUUGUUUGGGGGUUUAGAAAAUACAGUCCCUGAAAUAAAAUGGCACCUUCUCCCUUUCAAGAAGGGUGAUUCUGGGGCUGACUCAGGGUUUAGGUGCCCCCUGAUGUGGCCUAGAGGCCCCUGGCUGGGCCAUCUUCCUAGGUAGGGUAGGCCAGAGGUGGUCCAGUGCCUGGAGGGCUAGGGGCUCAGCCUGUGACAUGCAAGAGGGGGGGGAAGGGCAGGUCUCAGGUAUGACCCUUGGCUUCUAGGGAAGUCCUCAAUGUGUUGUCUCUGUCAAACCCAUUCUGCUCCUUACCCCACUUCCAGGGCCGGGUAGCAAGUUUACAGAUGUUCUCCCCAUCCUGUCCUCUGACUCCCUGCAGUGGCCAAGCCUGAGUGACGAGGUCUGGGCCAGGCAGAACUCCCUACCCACACAGACAGUCCUGCCCAGGCCUUUCCGCAUGGCCCUCGCUUGGCACGGAGGAGCAGCUCCUUGGCAGCUGAAAGCCAGCUGGCAGGGGCAAGAUGGGGGCAAGCUACCUUAUGGAUGAAAGCCACAAAAGCGUGGAGCCCUUCUCCCCAGGGAUUAGACAUCCAGACUCGGCAGAGGUCCUGAACCCCCAGGCCUUUGAGCUGCCUGUUGCAGUUUCUUUGUUUCUGAGGUGUCUCAGAGGAGGAGUCACGGGGGAAACCUCGCUCCCUGCUUAUCUGCACCACCCAUCAGGGGCAAACCAAACUGGGACUGGAACCCACUGACAGCCUUUUGGGUGGCUGAUGGCAUCUGGCUACAGUGGGGUCCUCAGUACUGAGCUCCAGCUGGCACUGCCCAAGGGAGGGGGGCUGGGUGGGGUGCCCCCCCGGCCAGUCCUUUCCCACCAGCCUCAUAAGCUGGGCAGGGCAGGAUGGGAAGGGCUGGGUUUUGCACUAUUGCUGCAAUACCUUAAGGCAUCUUCUGGCGGUGCACACAUGCACACAGGUGGCGAUUCUUCUGGGCAAAAGCAUUUGGAUCCACAUCUCUGCACAAGUGUGAAUACCUCUGUGCACACAUGGCAUGUCUGUGUAUGUGCACACACAUAUAUGGGGAGGCGUGGAGAACAUGAGACUUCCUCUGACCAGUCCAUCCUGGCUCCCAGCUGUCUGCAUCCUCCUUUCCCCCCUUGGCAGUGCCUAGGGAGGAGCAGAGGCUGCACUGGCCUGGGCCUUGAACAGGUCCCAUACAGCAUCCUGUACAUAUGUCAUUGGGGCUGGGGGGUGGGGAGGCAAGACAUGAGCAUCGAUUAAAGACUACAUCCUGGGGCUUCCAUGGAGCUCACACCAAGCUUGUUUCUCUCCUUUCUGUGAAUGAUUGAACUGUGACUGGGUUCCCCCCAGCCCUGGAGGGAGCAUGAUGACUGGGUCCUUGAAGGAGGAAAGUGAGCCCUCAGUAUGGGUGGGGGUCAGGAAAGAAGGGGUGUGGUUUCCUAUUCCUGGUGAGGAAUAGGCACUGACUGGGUGGAGGGCCUGGCCCUUCCGCUUUCUCUACUCCAACAAAGACAGUUGUGUGUGGCCCAGUCCCUGUGGCUAUAAAGGGCACAUGUUACUCACAUGGCAAGAGGCAAAGCCAGGCAACCCAACAUCCCUUUUCUGCUUGAAGCCAGAGAAGCCUCUCAGAUCCCAAGAGAUUCUAGAAAGCUGGGAAAAACCACUAACCUGGCCCCAGGGCAUCAUGCUGGGAGGUGGGCAGAGGAUUUGCUCUUUCCCACCUCUCCUUUCUCCUGCUGUGGGCCAGGGCUGAGAACUCAGUCGCUGUUUGGAGCCAGGCACCUGUUACUGCUCUCAUCUUCCUCUUCAAAAAGCAUUGGGCUGGCAGUCUUGGUAGUCAGGGAGACUGAAGGUAAGGGCUGUUGGAGCACCUCUCAGGGUCCAGGAGUCCUGCUAGUUCAGGGAAAGAUAAGAUGAAAGAGGUGGGGAUGGGAAAACGAAAGAGAGGAGAUAAUGACAGCAAGAAAUAGCAGCAGGCAGGGCCUGGGGAGAACGAGCAGCUAGGAGCUCUAGGGCCAUAGCCUCACUCCCAAACUACCAGGCCUCCCCAGGGCCCCCUGGCAUGGCCAAAUAAGAGGCCAUUGGCCACUGGGGCUCACCUGCAGAAAGAGCAAGACAUGGCCUGGUCCCAAUGCUGUUCUGGCACCUCCAUCCCCCAGGACCCCUGGCAAGAUCUGACCCAGUCUCCCCCCCACCACCCGGGAGCCAAGCAGCCUCUUUCCAUUCAGUUCCUGGCAAGAGGAAGGCCAGCAGGAAUCAUCCUCAAACCCAUCAGUCACGAACAGAAGCUAGCUAGGUCUGUCCUUGUCUUCUUUGCUCUGGGCUGGAGAACCCUAUUUUUAACUUUUCUCAUUGCU